UUCCGGCACGUCGCCCGCGCCAGGGGAGGGGGCGGGGGUUUUCACUUCCGGGACGGUGUUCCGGCCCAUUCCUGCCCAUUUCCACCCCCGGAGGUAGGUGCUGCUCCUUGACUGGGCCGGGGCCCGCACGCCCGUCCCGCUGCCCUGCCCUGGGGCCGCCCCGCCCGAUCUCUCCCGCCUGCCUGCUCCUGGGGCGCUCAGCCACUUCCCUCCACUCCCACCCUAAGGCACCCGAGACCUGCCACCCCCUUGGCCCCGGGCCGGGCUGGGCUGCCGGACCCGCCCCCUCGCCGAGUCCCUCCCUCAGGACCCCGGGAUGGGCGGCCCCCUCCCCCACCCCCACCCGCCACACCCAGACACACACACCCACCGCUGAGCAGCUCCCCGCCCGCCCACACCUACCGCCUGGACCGGGUCCCGGGGCGCCGCCCCCUUCCCGCUCUGUACCCCGCACCUGAUGGCCCGCUCCCAGGCCGCGCGCCCGGCUCCCCCCGCUGCCCCUGCUCCUCGGUGACAUUGCGCGGCUCAGUCAGUGCCCCGCUCCCCGCGCUUCCUCACCCCGACGGAAGCCACUCAAGGACCGGAGUGGCCCACCGGACGGCGUUCCCGAUUCUCCUCUUACAGCUCCCACUCCUCCAGCGCCGGCGGUAGUGCAAGACCUUGCUGCAGGGGCCUCCUCCACUGGGGCAUUGCCGGGAAGAGCAAACAAAAAGGCGCUGGUGUAGGCUCCAAAACACACACGUCUGAAUUCAGGAUGGCAUCGACAGAGGCUCUUAUUGGAUUAAAAGUUGUCAAACAAACAAAAACGCUUUGGAAAAAGGGUUGAAUGCCUGCCUACACCCUCAGGCCCCACCAUGGAGAAGGGUGGUAACAUACAACUGGAGAUCCCUGACUUCAGCAACUCCGUCCUGAGCCACCUAAACCAGCUGCGCAUGCAGGGCCGGCUCUGCGAUAUCGUGGUCAACGUGCAAGGACAAGCUUUUCGGGCUCACAAAGUGGUACUGGCCGCCAGCUCUCCCUAUUUCCGGGAUCACAUGUCCUUGAACGAGAUGAGUACUGUCUCCAUUUCGGUCAUCAAGAACCCCACUGUUUUUGAACAGCUCCUUUCUUUCUGUUACACAGGGCGGAUAUGCCUGCAGCUGGCAGAUAUCAUCAGCUACCUGACAGCUGCCAGUUUUCUGCAAAUGCAGCAUAUUAUAGACAAAUGCACACAGAUCCUAGAGGGCAUUCAUUUCAAAAUUAAUGUGGCUGAGGUCGAAGCAGAAUUAAGUCAAACGAGGACAAAGCAUCCAGAGAGACCUCCGGAGUCUCACAGGGUUACACCAACUCUAAACCGCUCCCUUAGCCCACGGCAAAAUGCCCCAAAGGGAAGUCGGAGAGGUCAGGUUAGUGCUGUGCUGGACAUCAGGGAGCUCAGUCCUCCCGAGGAGUCCACCAGCCCUCAGAUCAUUGAACAGAGUUCUGAUGUAGAGAGCCGGGAGCCUAUUCUUCGGAUCAACCGAGCAGGACAGUGGUACGUAGAGACAGGAGUAGCAGACCGAGGGGCACGGAGUGAUGAUGACGUGAGGGUUCUUGGGGCAGUACACAUCAAAACGGAAAAUCUAGAGGAGUGGCUGGGGCCUGAGAAUCAGCCCUCUGGAGAAGAUGGGAGCAGUGCUGAGGAAGUCACAGCCAUGGUGAUUGACACCACGGGCCAUGGUCCCAUGGCACAGGAAAAUUACACUUUAGGAUCUUCAGGAGCCAAGGUGACUCGGCCAACAAGCAGUGAGAUUGACAGAUUUAGCCCCUCCGGCAGUGUUGUCCCCUUGACGGAGAGACACAGAGCCCGAAGUGAGUCUCCUGGGAGAAUGGAUGAGCCUAAGCAGCCCAGCUCCCAGGUAGAAGAAUCAGCAAUGAUGGGAGUAAGUGGCUAUGUGGAGUAUCUUCGAGAGCAAGAAGUAUCUGAGCGGUGGUUCCGGUACAACCCCCGUCUCACCUGCAUCUACUGUGCCAAAUCUUUCAACCAGAAGGGGAGCCUGGACCGGCACAUGCGCCUGCACAUGGGGAUCACACCGUUCGUCUGUCGUAUGUGUGGCAAGAAGUACACCCGCAAAGAUCAGCUGGAGUAUCACAUCCGCAAGCACACAGGCAACAAACCCUUUCACUGCCAUGUUUGUGGCAAAAGUUUCCCCUUCCAGGCCAUCUUGAAUCAGCAUUUUCGCAAAAACCACCCUGGCUGUAUCCCCCUGGAGGGGCCUCAUAGCAUCUCCCCUGAAACAACUGUCACAUCUCGAGGACAAGUCGAGGAAGAGUCACCUUCACAAGAAGAUACAGUUGCUCCUGGGGAAAUUGCCCAGGGCUCUGUGUCCACCACUGGGCCAGAUUGAAACAUCGAGGGGGAGGGGGCAGACCCUCUUCCCCAUUGGACCGUAAGCAGCCAGCAUCAGGGCCAUGGGCUGGUACUUCGAUUCACAAAAUGCCACAUCACUAGAUCGGAAGAUGCUCCCAAGAUGUUGCCAAACUAGAGGAUCAGCAACAUACACAGAAGCACUAGAGGCUUUUCCCCCUCUCCUUCCCACCUCACACUUUGGAAAUUAUCAAGCAAAUCAACUUUCUAAUUCAGGGAUCAACAGCCUUGGUUUGUUAACUUUAUAAGAAAAAAAUUUUUUUAACAAAACAGUGAUAGAUGCUCAUUUAUCUACCAGUCACAUUUGAACAUUGUCCUUUGGUCCAUGUUAUCCUGGUGGCUGUCACUCACCCAGAUCUAAGAAACCCAGCAGGAGCCUUGGUCGUCGGAACCAGCCAACCAUAUGAGGAAUUUCCUUUCUUCCUUUCUGCCAGAAUGUGCAGCUUCAAAUUUCAAGGGAAAAAAAAGAAUCCUGGUGCUUCUUAUUGUUUUGAAAGGUUAGACUUAUCUUUGCCCUGACUAGGCAUCUGCUGCGUGGUCAUGUUUCCGGUAACAGCCAUGGUGGAGGCAGUAUCCGCUGAAGCACUUUAGGCAGCUGAAAGUGAAAUGACAGCAGUGUUUGCAAUAGGUACCACUAAGCUUGGGGGCUGGAGUGCUGGGUUGAGGUGAGGGGAGCAGAGAGAAGUUUGGGGUUUACAAACGUGGAACAGUACAGAGCCUACUGCAACUUACUGCUUGGUAUUUGUAAACCACCGUGCUUGUAUAUCUUUGGAUAUUAGGAAAUGGCUCUAGUCCGGAUGAAUUAACGUGUUAGGCUGACUACCAAAGUUUCCUCCACUUUCUUUGGCUCCUAGUUUCACAUAACAGCAAUAGUAUACAUCAGAAAUGUCCCUUUCCAGUGAAAUGAGCCUGGAUUGUAUUUUUAAAUCCACAGGUCUCCCUAUUUGAUAACUUUUAUAUGAAGUUUUAAACACAUUUUUUCUGCAGCAUUCUAAUUGAAGAAAUUCAACACAAUGGUUCUUAUUGCAGCCACAAUUCCAUUUCCUCUUAUAUAAGUAAUAGUUUAUAUUUUCAGUCCAAUAGAAGAACCUCACUAAAUCCAUGUCUCAUGUCUGCAAACCUAGUAAUUCAUAAGCCAACCAUCAGCAAAUUGCUGGUGACUCCAAGAGCUUUGCUUUUUAAUAUAGUACAGGGCAUUUACCAGAAAACAUCAGGCACAAUCAUGUUGCAAUAAAUUGAUCAAGGCAUCAGUUUUGAUCAGGUUUGAUUACUUGAUCAUUCCUAAGAUUUUUUAAAACUUCAGGAGACCUUUUUGGUAAUUCUGAGAUUCUUACUCCAGCACUGAGAGUCAAGAGGAAUUUACCAAGUGUGUAGAGCUUUAGAUGCCCGAUUUUGUAUGCAGAGAAUGAGGGUGGAUUUUUAAGGGAUGCAGGCAAGUAGAUGCUUACAAGUUACAGUGCAAAUAGAAAGGAGAAAAAUCUCUAGCUUCUCUUAAUGAUCAUUAAAAUGUUAAGAUUAGUAUUUCAAUGCAUAGUGGUUUAAGAAAUUGUCUUGGUGCAGAGGCAUAGAUAAUUGUUAAAGGGAUUUGGAAGAGGGCCUGGUCAUGCCUGCACUGGUGAGCCAUUUGUGAGUGUUAGUAGUGCGCUCCCUUCCUGAGAAUGCUUUGUGAUAUGUGGAAAGGGGGACAGGAAAGGUGGCAUUUCUUUGAUGAUAGGAUGUUAAAUGCAAAGGGUAAUUCUUAAGCAAUCUAAGAAUUGUACAUACACAUACAGCUGCACUGUAUCACUAGAGAAUGGUUAUUUUUUCUCUUUAGAAAAACAGAAAUGUGUCUUUUAAUAGGAAUGUAAUAAUGCUAUCAUAUGUUAAGAGCCUACCCUUAAACGUUGUUUUGGAGUGUAUUUUAUCUUUAUAAGACAUUGACCAGGACACCAUGAUAGGGUAAAAACUCUUGCCUAGGUUCAUCUUAAGGACCGACUAGGCUCUGUGACCUACAAAAAGUAGAGUUGAAAUGAGACUAAAAUCUAUUGGGAAACAUUUCAACUGGUAAUCAAGGCUUUCAAUGGACAGAUCUUGCCACAACUAAAUAGGUGAAAAGUACAGAAUAUGCUGCUUUAGCUGGAGCUUUUAAGCCUACCAAAAAAAUAUUAAGUCAAUCCUAUGUUUGAGAAGUAGUAUGCUGGAAAGUUAUUGCUUUGCUAGUUUUCUUAGAUUUUAUGUGAGAAAAUAGAGCUUUUUAAACUAUUACCAAAUUGUAAAGGUGAAGUGCAGUAAUAUCUGUAAAGAGAAACUUUGCGGCAUUUGUCAGUACUCUAUCCGGGGUUGGCAGCAAACACUUUGAAUGCAGUAGAGACUGUCCAAUAGACAUGGAAAUACUAUGAGUGCUUGGUGGGUUCCUCACCUUUUCACUCAUUUCUAAUAGCUUUUGCUGUGUUAAUACUGUGAAUAGUGCCUCCAGGUCGUCUAGGACCUCGUCAGCACAAUUGUCUUUGCUGGUUCUCUCCUUUUCACUGGUCUAGACUAGAGCCAAGGGGUUCGUGAAAUUCAAGUUUCCGAAAGCAAUUUUCCCAUUUUAACUAGGAGAGAUAUUGUUAUUCUGAAUACUUAUCCAUAUUCUUCUCCAGGUUCACUGUGACAUUGCCCUAGUUCUUAGCUAACAUCAUGGGGGAGCAUAUGAGUUAGUAGUGUUCUGUCUACAUCAAUGAAUCGCUAUAUUGUUGUGUGCACAGAGGAUACCUCUCUUAACAGUGUACUAAAUGACUUUAGCUAAUGCUGAAAAUUAUUACCAAAUCUUCACCUUGUGAAGGGAACUGCAUUGGCAAUGAGAGCUGAAUCAUCAAGUACUUCAAUGCCGAGAAAUAGCAAACACUGGGCCUGUUUUUAUUCAUUGAAUGGCUCUUCAUAGCAAAAGAGCUACCCAAUAUUCUCAGCAAACUAAGAGGUAUAGCAAUAGAUUCAUCUUCUUUCAUUCUAAGGGGUACCUUUUAUUCUCUCUGAACUCUGAUACCAGUAUAAAAUGCAGCUUUGGCAUGUGCAGUAACACUGUACUGAGGCAGAAAGGCU
Molecule: messenger RNA, 5446 nt
Organism: Myotis daubentonii (Daubenton's bat)
Lineage: Eukaryota; Metazoa; Chordata; Mammalia; Chiroptera; Vespertilionidae
Gene: ZBTB37
Product: zinc finger and BTB domain containing 37
Exons: 4
Coding region: 855-2366 (503 amino acids)
Biological process (GO): regulation of transcription by RNA polymerase II
Molecular function (GO): DNA-binding transcription factor activity, RNA polymerase II-specific; RNA polymerase II cis-regulatory region sequence-specific DNA binding; protein binding
Source: RefSeq, a predicted model, not a curated record